UUUUUCUGUGUACUUUUGUGAGCGACGCAGCGGCAGCGGACUGUGUUGUUCUAAGUGAGGAGACGAGCAUAGAGAGGCUGAAAUCAUGAAGCCACUUUUACUCGGAGUACUGGGCUGCUCUCUGGUUCUGGCUGUCCAAGCUUUGUACUCGGCUAGUGAUGAUGUGAUCGAGCUCACCCAAUCCAACUUUAACAGAGAGGUGAUCCAGAGUGACAGUCUGUGGCUGGUCGAGUUUUAUGCUCCCUGGUGUGGCCACUGUCGAAAUCUAGCUCCUGAUUGGAAGAAGGCAGCUACUGCCCUCAAGGGUAUUGUCAAAGUUGGUGCUGUGGAUGCUGACCAGCACAAGUCACUGGGUGGCCAGUAUGGUGUCAGAGGGUUCCCCACCAUCAAGAUCUUUGGCGCUAAUAAGAACAAACCAGAGGAGUACCAAGGUGGACGCAGCAGCCAGGCCAUCGUGGAUGGAGCCAUGAACGCUCUGCGUAACCUGGUGAAAGAGAGGCUGAGCGGCAGAUCUGGUGGCUCUGACUACAAACAGCAGAGCGGUGGUGGUGGCGGCAGCAGUGGUGGGAACAAGAAAGAUGUGGUCGAGCUCACUGAUGACAACUUUGACAAGUUGGUGCUGGACAGUGAUGAUGUGUGGCUGGUGGAGUUUUUCGCCCCCUGGUGUGGACACUGCAAGAACCUGGAGCCUGAAUGGGCAGCUGCAGCCACAGCUGUCAAGGAACAGACCAAGGGCAAAGUUCGCCUCGGAGCUGUUGAUGCUACUGUACACCAGGGCGUGUCCAGUCGCUAUGGGAUCCGUGGGUUUCCCACCAUCAAGAUUUUCCGCAAAGGUGAGGAGCCAGAAGACUACCAAGGAGGUCGCACCCGCGGUGACAUUAUUGAGAAGGCUUUGGAUCUGUUUUCUGACAAUGCUCCUCCUCCAGAACUGCUGGAGAUUCUCAGUGAAGACGUCUUAAAGAAGACCUGUGAGGACAGUCAGCUGUGUAUAAUUGCUGUCCUGCCGCACAUCCUAGACACAGGCGCGGCAGGUAGGAACAGCUACCUGGAUGUGAUGAUGAAAAUGGCUGAGAAGUACAAGAAGAAGAUGUGGGGCUGGCUGUGGACCGAGGCAGGGGCUCAGAUGGAGCUGGAAUCCUCUCUUGGUAUUGGUGGUUUCGGCUACCCUGCCAUGGCUGCCAUCAACACACGCAAGAUGAAAUUUGCUCUGCUCAGGGGUUCCUUCAGUGAGACUGGUAUUCAUGAGUUCCUCAGGGAGCUUUCUGUGGGCCGUGGCUCAACUGCCACAUUGGGAGGUGGCGUCAUGCCCAAGCUUCACACUGUUGAACCAUGGGACGGCAAAGAUGGACAGCUUCCCGUGGAGGAGGACUACGACCUCAGUGAUGUAGAACUCGAUGACUUCAAGGACGAGUUAUGAGUCCAAAUGGGGCAGGACUGAUCCAGACUAUCUGCGUUUGGUCUGGUCUGGUCUGGUCCUGUGCGCUCCACCUCCCCUCUCCUGUGGAUGAAUGGGAGGCCCGGUCGCCCAGUUACUGAAAUACUCCUGAAAAGACACAUGAGAGACACCUGCGGUUUCUCACAUCAUCUUGUUAGUCACAAGGAGGACAGGAAGGAGGGGAGAGUGUGUCGUGUCCUCUGAGUGAACUCUUUCUCACAUACCUGCUGAACGCUAGAUGCCGCAUAUUUAAAACAGCUGCUGCCCACUGAGGAGAGGAGGGUGGAGCUUCCGAAUGUCACAUUUUUGUCAUUGUUUCACUUUUUAAAACAUUGCCUUUCCUGCCCUCGUCAAGCACCUACUUUGAGAUGUGGACUUGUCAAAUUAACACUUAAACGUCCCACCUGAUGUGACUAAAUUUGUCUCUUUUUAAACCAGUGACUGAGGAUGUUGGUGAGUUUGCAUCAUGUGUGUCCAGGACAAAUGGGGAUACCAAGGGGGGACUUCUUGUGUAGAUUUUUCUUACACAACUUUAUUUCAAUUGUGUGAAAACAAAAGGACAUUUUUGUUACAAAAAUAAAAAGAAAUUAAAAAUAA
Molecule: messenger RNA, 2032 nt
Organism: Maylandia zebra (zebra mbuna)
Lineage: Eukaryota; Metazoa; Chordata; Actinopteri; Cichliformes; Cichlidae
Gene: pdia6
Product: protein disulfide isomerase family A, member 6
Biological process (GO): response to endoplasmic reticulum stress
Cellular component (GO): endoplasmic reticulum lumen
Molecular function (GO): protein-disulfide reductase activity; protein disulfide isomerase activity
Source: RefSeq, a predicted model, not a curated record